GAACUCCCGCGAGCUUGAUGCGAAGUGUUAGCAGCCCGAAGUAGCAAAACAACGCCGAAGCGGACUAUUCUACUCUUUUUUUCCCCUCGAAUAUGAGAUGAACCUACUACUAUUCGGAACGCUAACUCGUUUUUUGGAAGACGCGUGAAUACAUCUGAGCUGCCAAAGUUGACACUUAAAUUGGUGUUGUUGGUGUUGAUCAAGAGGCUCUAAACCGAGUCACAAGACUUCUUCAUCAUCAGGCGGGACGGUGAUGGCGCACCGAGGUGGUUACAGUGGUGGAGGAGGAGGUGGCAGCAGUGAAGACGACGAUGAUGAGAUGGUGGACAUCGCCGGGGCAACGCUGGACGUGUCUUCCACGGAUGACGUCCCCCCACUCAGUCUAGGAGGCGACGAGGAGUACAGUGGCAACAGCAGAGGGGACGCUAUGAACGGCGGUGGCCCCAGCAAGCUCGUGGACCCACUGGAGGACCCGCUGCCCGGCGUGGGCACCUACGAGGACUUCAACACCAUCGACUGGGUCCGGGAGAAGAGAAAAGACCGCGAUCGACACCGCAGGAUCACCAACAACAGCAAGCAGUCCACUGGGGCUCUCCUGGUCAGCAUCAGCGACGCCUUCUCUGGAUGGCUGCUCAUGCUGCUGGUGGGACUCAUGUCAGGCACUCUGGCCGGUGGAAUCGACAUCGCAACCCACUGGCUGACUGACUUGAAGAGUGGCGUUUGUCUUGUCGGCUUCUGGUUUAACCACGAGCACUGCUGCUGGACCUCUAAUGAGACAACCUUCCAGGAGCGCGACCGAUGUCCACACUGGAGGAGCUGGGCCGAGCUCAUUACAGGAGCCUCAGAGGGUUCGUCUGCUUACGUCGUCAACUACCUUAUGUACAUCUUUUGGGCUCUUCUCUUUGCCUUUUUGGCCGUGACACUGGUCCGGGCAUUCGCUCCGUAUGCAUGUGGAUCUGGUAUUCCAGAGAUUAAAACCAUCCUCAGCGGCUUCAUCAUCCGUGGCUACUUGGGCAAGUGGACCCUGAUCAUUAAGACCAUCACGUUAGUGUUAGCCGUCUCGUCCGGGCUCAGCCUGGGCCAGGAAGGCCCUAUGGUCCAUGUCGCAUGCUGCUGCGCUAACAUCCUGUGUUACCUCUUCACAAAGUAUCGCAAGAACGAAGUCAAGCGGCGAGAGGUGUUGUCUGCAGCAGCUGCAGUGGGUGUGUCAGUGGCGUUUGGGGCCCCAAUAGGAGGUGUCCUCUUCAGUCUGGAAGAGGUGAGUUACUACUUCCCUAUGAAGACUCUCUGGCGUUCCUUCUUCGCCGCCCUGGUGGCCGCCUUCACCCUGCGCUCCCUCAACCCGUUUGGAAACAGCCGCAUGGUGCUUUUCUAUGUGGAAUUUCAUGCUCCCUGGCACUUUGUGGAGUUGGGGCCUUUCAUCCUGUUGGGGAUAUUUGGGGGCCUGUGGGGGGCCCUGUUCAUCAAGGCUAACAUCGCUUGGUGCCGCAGACGAAAGUCCACCCGUCUAGGUCACUACCCUGUCACCGAGGUACUGGUGGUCGCCGCAAUGACGGCCCUGCUCGCCUUCCCUAACAGUUAUACCCGGAUGAGUGCGUCACAGCUGAUUGCAGAACUAUUCAAUGACUGUUCGCUUCUUGACUCAUCCCAACUGUGCGGCUACAAACAGCCCAGUAAUACAUCUGAAACAAGUGCGGGCAACAGCCUGGCGGACCGAGCUGCUGGAGAUGGUCUCCAAACAGCUCUGUGGCAGCUGGCCUUGGCCUUGAUUUUCAAGAUGUUGAUCACUAUCAUCACCUAUGGCAUAAAGGUCCCGUCUGGACUAUUCAUCCCCAGCAUGGCGGUGGGCGCCAUAGCGGGAAGGCUACUUGGCGUCGGCAUGGAGCAGUUGGCCUACUACAACCACGACUGGUUCAUCUUCAAAGGCUGGUGCACGCCAGGCGCUGAUUGCAUCACCCCGGGGCUCUAUGCCAUGGUGGGCGCCGCUGCCUGCCUCGGUGGCGUAACACGCAUGACCGUAUCGCUGGUUGUCAUGAUGUUCGAACUGACUGGUGGGCUGGAGUACAUUGUGCCUCUUAUGGCUGCUACUAUGACCAGCAAAUGGGUCGCAGAUGCUUUUGGACGGGAGGGAAUCUACGAGGCACAUAUCCGCCUCAAUGGCUACCCCUUCCUGGAGCCAAAAGAGGGGUUUGAGCACAGCAGCCUGGCCUUGGAUGUGAUGAGGCCCAGGAGGUCAGACCCCAGCCUCGCUGUGCUCACACAGAAGGGUAUGACUCUGGGGGAAGUUGAGGCGCUGGUGGAGAGCACGCAAUAUAGCGGCUUUCCUGUGGUCAUCUCCAAGGAGUCUCAGAGGCUCGUAGGAUUUGUGCUCAGAAGAGAUCUACUCAUAUCAAUUGACAAUGCCCGCCAGCGGCAAGAUGGCGUAGUCAGCGCCUCCCAGGUGGUUUUCACCAAGCACGGCCCGAGUCAGGCACCCGACGCCGUGCCCCACCUCCGUCUCAGAGGCAUCAUGGACCUGAGUCCCUUCACCGUCACAGACCACACGCCCAUGGACAUCAUAGUGGACAUCUUUCGCAAGCUGGGUUUGCGUCAGUGCCUGGUCACGCACAACGGGAAGCUUUUGGGUAUUAUCACCAAAAAGGACAUACUCAAACACAUGGCACAGAUAGCCAACAGAGACCCAGACUCCAUCCUCUUCAACUGAGCCCCAUGGAGGAAAGACACCGUCCACGCAGCUUUUUGCACACAGAACAAUGCUUUUUGUUUGUAGGAUCAGGGCCAUAUUCUGCAAGUCGAAAAAAAAGAACAAUGACUCAUCCUCCAAUUACAUGUUGGAGCCAGACAGAUGUAAGACUCUGGAAUAUAUCACAUCUGCUCCAUUUUGUUGUUGCGGCCUCCUCCUCCUUGUCCACCACGCAGAGGAUUUGGGAGCAGAUAUUAUUCAGGACGGGAAGAAUGUAGGACGUCAGGAGAGAUAACGUUGGGGAGCUUGGUGCCUGCCCUGUGGCUGUCAGACGAGCCUAGACAGAGCGCUCUGAAGCCGGGCUUGAUGGAUUCUCCUGCUGCCCCCUCCUUUUGCGUCCAAGGCCGGGGGCGAGAGAUGCGUAGAGUGUGAGAAGACAAUCCGUAACGAUGACAUUGUUGGGGAAUUAACCUACACAAAGAGAAUCAUUUCACAUCUAAUUUAUGUCAAAUUGUUUGUCCUACUAAAUUAUUUAACUGACUUUAA
Messenger RNA from Nerophis ophidion (straightnose pipefish), 3229 nucleotides. Its product is annotated as H(+)/Cl(-) exchange transporter 5-like. Gene Ontology annotation, cellular component: Golgi apparatus; membrane; early endosome. Gene Ontology annotation, biological process: chloride transport; transmembrane transport. The transcript has 17 exons. Gene Ontology annotation, molecular function: voltage-gated chloride channel activity. Bases 254 to 2704 code for a protein of 816 amino acids. NCBI's taxonomy places the organism in Eukaryota, Metazoa, Chordata, Actinopteri, Syngnathiformes, Syngnathidae. The record is from RefSeq and is a predicted model, not a curated record.